ACAAACAAAACUGGUAUCGGGGUCUUAUCUAGAACUAAAAAUUUAAAAAAGGACUUUAUCAUAAUCGAAAUUAGUAUCAAUUUACAUCAUAAUUACUAGGUGUUUUUAUGAGUUCCGAUCGUGAGACGGAUUACGGCACGAUACGGCAAAAUAAGAGAGCAAAGAAAUAUAUCAGUGAUCUUUGAUAAGUAUGUAAUAAUUUAUUGAAGGGAUUGAAGGUUAUUAUUAGUGAUAAGGAAACUAUUUGCUCUUAUAUAAUUUAUAGUAAAAUUUAGUUAAGCACAUUAAAAAAAUGGCAUCGAAAGGUUUGGUGGCUGGAAGACUCGCACUUGUUACUGGUGCAGGGUCAGGCAUUGGUAGAGCAGCUUGUCAGGUUCUGUCAAGAGAGGGAGCCACAGUUGUAGCAGCUGAUAAGAAUUACGAUGCAGCACUGGAAACUAUAAAGAAGCAUAUAGCUUUAGCUUCUGGUUACAGCGAUGCUGGUGAGCACAGUGCUAUGGAAGUAGAUGUAUCUGAACCUAAAUCAGUCCAAAAUCUCCUACAAGCCAUCUUAGCUGAGUACAAGGUGCCUCCGAAAAUAGUCGUGAACUCCGCUGGUGUCACGAGGGACAACUGGCUCCUCAAACUGUCACAGGAGGACUAUGACAGUGUGAUGAAUGUUAAUCUUAAGGGUACUUUUCUUAUAAUGCAGACAUUCGCCAAGGCAAUGACAGAAUCAUCUAUUCAAGGUUCAAUCAUAAACAUAUCAAGUAUAGUUGGGAAAUACGGAAAUAUAGGGCAAACUAAUUAUUCAGCCAGUAAAGCUGGUGUGGUGGCCAUGACACAAUCUGCUGCGAAAGAACUAGGGAAGUUUAAUAUAAGGGUAAAUGCAAUAAUGCCAGGUUUUAUAGACACUCCAAUUAUCAAGACUGUACCUGAUAAAGUAAAAGAGCAAUUACUCAAACUUGUGCCUUUGGGCAGACUCGGUGAUCCCACAGAGAUAGCUGAGGUGAUAACGUUUUUGAGUUCAGAUAAAAGUUCCUUCAUAAAUGGUGCAUCAAUCGAUGUAACCGGCGGAUAUUGACGAAACUUAUCGAUUUACCAAUUAAUUAUUUAUUUAUACUAUACAUUUGUUGUUUUAUAACAAUUAUUGUUAUACUAAUGUUGAAAUGUACGAGUAAUGAGUAUAACCAUAAAUAAAUCGGCAAAGGGGAUAUUUUUGAACUUGUUAUGUAAAAUAUAUCAAUAUAAAUUACUUAUUUGUAGAUACUUAAUUCAAUGGGCAUAAUGUUUACAUUCUAUCUGUGAUAGGUUAGUUUUUAAAGUGGGUUCUUACCAUGUACACUAUACUGAGACUUUUUGAUAAAUUUUAUAAUAAAGACUGGUUCUGGUAAA
Messenger RNA from Maniola jurtina (meadow brown), 1374 nucleotides. RefSeq names its product estradiol 17-beta-dehydrogenase 8-like. The transcript has 7 exons. The coding region runs from base 293 to 1063 and encodes 256 amino acids. The record is from RefSeq and is a predicted model, not a curated record. Gene Ontology annotation, molecular function: oxidoreductase activity, acting on the CH-OH group of donors, NAD or NADP as acceptor. Lineage: Eukaryota; Metazoa; Arthropoda; Insecta; Lepidoptera; Nymphalidae.